UCUACUGUUGUUAGAUUUCCCAAAAUAAAAAUAAAAACUCUUGAUGAUACAAAAUGACACAAAUACAAAACAUCUUAUCACACCACUUGGGGUGUAUCAGUUUGAUAAGAGAUACUGACUGUUAUAAAAAGGAUCUUCUAAAUAAAUCGUAUGUAUGUUUUUUUGGUCACUCAAUUGCUUGCGUUAGAGUACCAGAUUUAUAUUGUUAACAACAAUGAAGACAGUGUGUUUGCUGUCUUUGCUUUUCAUUGCAUGUAGUGGGAUCAUUAUAAAGAAUGGAGAAGUUCAAGAUUGGUGGGAGACUUCAAUUUUAUACCAGAUCUACCCAAGGUCUUUUGCUGAUAGCGACGGCGAUGGUAUUGGCGAUUUGAAUGGUAUUACUUCAAAAUUGGAAUAUAUCAAAGAAUUAGGUGUAGGAGCUGUUUGGCUUUCGCCGAUUUUCAAAUCGCCCAUGGUUGAUUUUGGCUACGACAUUGCUAAUUUUUAUGAAAUCCACCAUGAAUAUGGUACGAUGGAAGAUUUCGAAGCUCUAUUGAAAAAGGCGAAUGAAUUAGACAUCAAAGUUGUUUUGGAUCUUGUACCAAAUCAUACAUCAAACGAAAGUGUUUGGUUCCAAGAAGCUCUCAAUGGCAACGAAAAAUAUUACAAUUAUUUCGUUUGGGAAGACGGAAUCAUAGACGAAAAUGGAAAUAGGCAGCCACCGAAUAAUUGGUUGAGUCACUUUAGAGGCAGCGCUUGGGAAUACAAAGAAGAAGUCGGAAAAUAUUACUUACAUCAAUUCGCUGUUGGACAGCCAGACUUGAACUACCGCAAUCAAGAUGUCGUAGAUGAAAUGAAAAACAUAAUCCGGUUCUGGCUUGGAAAAGGUAUUGCCGGAUUCAGGGUAGAUGCCGUGAAUUGUCUCUACGAAGCCGACAAGAAUCUGUAUGGUGGAAAGUACCCUGAUGAACCCUUAUCUGGUAGACUGGAUGUUGACUCAGAAUCCCAUGAUUACCUGCAACAUAUUCACACCAAGGACCACAACGACACUUACUAUAUGGUUUACCAAUGGAGAGAUGUCUUCGAUGAGUUCAAGGCGAUCGAUGGGCUGACUAGAGCUAUGAUGACCGAAGUAUAUGCAUCGAUCCAAGAUGUGGUUAGGUAUUUCGGUGAAGGAGAUUUAAAAGGAGCACAGAUUCCGUUUAAUUUCGAUUUGAUCACUGACGUUGAUGCCAGUUCAUCAGCUGCUGAUAUAAAAAGAGCCGUUGAUAAGUUCUUAACUUAUAAACCAGUCGACCAAACAGCUAAUUGGGUGGUUGGGAAUCACGACAAUAGCCGAAUGGCUACAAGAUAUGGUGCUUCAUUGGUAGAUGGUAUCAACAUGCUAGUAUUACUUCUUCCGGGAGUAGCAGUUACGUAUAUGGGAGAAGAAAUUGGACUGGAAGACGGCUAUGUUAGCUGGGAAGACACAGUUGACCCAUCUGGAUGUAAUACCAACGACCCAAUAAAAUAUGUCGAAUCGUCGAGAGAUCCCGAAAGGACUCCUUUCCAUUGGAACCCCGAGAAAAACGCUGGAUUUUCUACCGCUGACAAGACCUGGUUGCCGAUGGCCGAGGGCUAUGAAACUUUGAACGUUGAAGUUCAGAAGGCUUCAGAAAGGUCCCAUCUUAAAGUUUACAAGGCUUUGUCAGAUUUACGUCAAGAAAACACAUUCAGAUACGGCCGUUAUGAGUCUUUAGCUUUAAAUCAGGAUAUUUUUGUAUUUAAAAGAUGGCUUAACGACGUCAUUUAUCUAGUGGUUGUGAAUAUGCGAGACGUGGAACAUAACAUUGAUCUUACAUACUUCGAAAAUGUUUCUGGGAACGUUGCCGUGUCGAUAAGGAGCGUUAACUCACCUAAAAAUGAGGGGGAUACAUUCGACGCGAAAUCUCUACCCGUUGUCGGAUUCGAAGGACUCGUCUUGAAGGUUGUUUAGGUUAUCAAAUAAAUCAUUCGUGAAUUAUUAUACAUAAUUUUGUUUUAUUUUAAUCUAUAUUUAGUAAAUACCAGGAUAAUUUCUGACUAACUUAGUGGUGCAAUAAUUAGCGUCC
Messenger RNA from Bombyx mandarina (wild silkworm), 2069 nucleotides. RefSeq names its product maltase A1. The record is from RefSeq and is a predicted model, not a curated record. Gene Ontology annotation, biological process: carbohydrate metabolic process. Lineage: Eukaryota; Metazoa; Arthropoda; Insecta; Lepidoptera; Bombycidae.